This is a messenger RNA of Haliotis rufescens (red abalone), 3177 nucleotides long. RefSeq names its product alpha-L-fucosidase-like. The transcript has 8 exons. The record is from RefSeq and is a predicted model, not a curated record. Gene Ontology annotation, molecular function: alpha-L-fucosidase activity. Gene Ontology annotation, biological process: glycoside catabolic process; fucose metabolic process. Gene Ontology annotation, cellular component: lysosome. NCBI's taxonomy places the organism in Eukaryota, Metazoa, Mollusca, Gastropoda, Lepetellida, Haliotidae. Bases 15 to 1391 code for a protein of 458 amino acids.
UCACAUGCUUCAAAAUGGCGGACGCCAGAGGUUGUUUCGUAACGCUGUUCCUGCUUUGUGUUUGUGCAAAUGCACAAUACCAGCCGAAUUGGGCUUCGAUAGAUUCCCGGCCUCUACCAGCUUGGUAUGAUGAAGCCAAACUGGGAAUAUUCAUUCACUGGGGAGUUUUCUCCGUGCCCAGCUUCUCCUCGGAAUGGUUCUGGUGGAACUGGAAGGGCGGCCAGAGCACCCCGGGUGUCAGGUUCUUCAUGCAGCAGAACUAUCGACCUGGUUUCACGUAUGCUGAUUUCGCUGCAUUGUUCACAGCGGAAUUCUUCAACGCCGAGGACUGGGCUGACACAUUUGCUGCAUCAGGCGCACAGUACAUAGUAUUUACAAGCAAGCAUCAUGAAGGUUUCUGUAAUUGGCCUUCAAAGGCAUCAUUUAACUGGAACUCUAUGGAUGUCGGACCCAAGAGGGAUAUUGUUGGGGAACUUGCAACAGCCAUCAGAAACAAGACGAAGCUGCACUUCGGCCUGUACCACUCCAUGUUUGAGUGGUUUCACCCCCUGUACCUCAGCGACAAGGCGAACAACUUCACCACCCAGGACUUUGUGAAGGACAAGACAAUGCCGGAGCUGUAUGAGCUGAUCAACACGUACCAGCCCGAUGUCAUCUGGUCGGACGGAGACUGGGAGGCUCCUGAUGUCUACUGGAACUCCACCCAGUUCCUAGCCUGGCUUUACAACGAGAGUCCAGUAAAAGACACCGUUGUCACAAACGACAGAUGGGGAAAAGGUAUCGCGUGUCAUCAUGGGGGCUUCCUCACCUGCAGUGACAGGUAUAAUCCAGGUGUCCUCCAAAAGAGAAAAUUUGAAAAUGCCAUGACGGUUGAUAAAUAUUCAUGGGGAUAUCGACGUAAUGCAAGAAUUACAGACUUCCUGAGCAUGGAGGAACUCCUGGGUACUUUCAUCCAGACUGUCAGCUGUGGAGGAAACAUGCUGAUGAAUGUUGGACCCACCAAAGACGGCCUCAUCAUCCCGCUAUUCCAGGAACGUCUCCUGAAUAUGGGCGAGUGGCUGAAUGUCAACGGUGAUGCCAUCUACAGUACACGCCCCUGGACAUUCCAGAACGACUCCCUCACUAACAAUACAUGGUACACCUCGAAAGUAACACCCAGCGGGCGGAAUGUGUACGCCAUCAUCCUUGAUUGGCCCAAAGGGGAUACACUGAGCCUUGGACGACCUUUGACCACCGUGGCAACGACAGUGAGCAUGCUGGGAUAUCCAGGAAACUUCAACUGGAAGGAGAGAAGCACUGGAGGCAUGGACAUUGAGAUUCCAGCCAUCCCCAUCAACAAGAUGCCCUGCAAAUAUGCCUGGGUGUUCCAGUUGACUGGCAUUGGGAACUGACCAACUGCGACGUAGUAGUUAGAUUUGAGGCUUGUUACAAUAACUUUCGUGUUUCUCAUGCCACCCACUCUUAAUAUGUGACCACCAGGAGAAAGGGGACCUUAGGGGUUCUUGGAUGCAACAGUGCUGUGAUGGCAUAAAGAUGUUUGACAGCAACUUACUUCAGUGAAGAUAGAUUGUGUGAUGUCAUGUAUCUCUGAAAUACAUAUGAAUUGAUGCUUGUGAAUUGUAUUUUUAUCUACCGAAAUACUGUAGUUUUUAAAUAUGAAAAGUCAAAAUGUGAUUUUUCACCCAUAAGGUACCGUAUCUCAUGGUUGCUCACAUUUUUUUAUUUUAAGAACAUCUGAAAUUUGUUUUUGCACUGGAUUUUGACAUUUUACAGGUCAUGCCGGUGUGAGCUCCGGGCCAUGUCCUCCCUCCCUAAUAAGUCAGUGUGGACGCAAGUCAUGAGAAACACAAAUAUUUGUUUAACUGGCCUAAGCAGCAAUGUGAUCCUUCAGUAUGUUUAUAUAUAUAUAUAUAUAUAUAUAUUAAUAUAUAUAUAUACACUCACAAGGUAGAACUCAUAAAUUCGUUGAUGAUUUUCCAAUCAGAGUCCCACAGGGCCACAGAUCUCAAACUAUAUCCAAACUGGAUAGAUUGAAAAAAAAUAUUUGAAUUUGUGUGAAACUUAACAGCUGGCGUGUGUGCGUGUGUGUGGUAUUAUUAUUAUUAUUACUAUUAUUAUUAUCAUUGCAUAAGGUUUGGCACCUGGAACUCAAUACCUGGUGAUGGUGCCAUGAGGUACUCAUGCUGUCUUUUGAUACAAGGAAGUGCUUUUAAAUAAUAGUUCCAACGUGCAAUACUCCUGAUGGGGAACUGCCGCUUGAAGCCUGAGUACACAGUGUGUAUUGAAGUCUAAGGUCGUAACUAAAGUCACUGUUUAUCUGUCUGAUUGUGGACAGCAUUUGGGGCAUCAGGGUAGCCUAUGUGUCAGUCAGCAUCUUGGUCCAACACAACUGAAAAGGGAAAUAUAAAGAACAAACAUCAUGAUCACUUUUAAAGAAUAUAUCAAAAUAUUAUUUUUAUGAUAUCUUUUGAAUUUAAAUUUAUUUAUUUUUUAUUAUUAAGACAUGACGUGCAGAAGAAUUUUGAAGGAAUUUAUAAGAAACUUCCUGUCCACUAUCUAAAACUAAUUUCUGGUCUGGUACCAGUAGGCAUGAUGUAUUGAGUCUGGCCAUGGUAAUUCUGUAGAGGGACGUACAAUUACUUCAGAUAUGUCAGUUCCAUGUACAUGUCUUGACAUAUUGUGGACUCAUUGUACAUAUGUCAUUGUACGUGCAGUGCAUUUGUGAAUCUUGUGUCUUACUCUUGCUUUCCUCACAGUCUGUACUAUAACAUGUUUGUCCUGUCUGUACUGUAACAUGUUUAUCCUGUCUGUACUGUAACAUAUUCAUCAUGUCUGUACUAUAACAUGUUUAUCAUGUCUGUACUAUAUAACAUGUUUAUCAUGUCUGUACUAUAUAACAUGUUUAUCAUGUAUGUACUAUAUAACAUGUUUAUCAUGUCUGUACUAUAUAACAUGUUUAUCAUGUAUGUACUAUAUAACAUGUUUAUAUUGUCUGUUCUAUAUAACAUGUUUAUCAUGUCUGUACUAUAUAACAUGUUUAUCAUGGUGAUGCACAUUGUUUAUCUUCAAGCUUGAUUAUGAUCAUGAAUAAAAUGUAACAAUUAUUUUCAUAACAAAUAAAUGAACAAGACUUUGACAUGAAUUCAGUCUUUCAAAUAAACAUUUUGACAUAUUGUC